UUUCAAGUUCGUGGGGACACGGAAUCUGUGGCCAUCGGAGGGUCAAGCUGAGUUAGCAUACUCCUGGAUAUAAAUUCAAUCAAUGAGAGGAACCUUUCAUUUCGCAUUGGAUACUAGCCACAAAACACCAUGUGGUCUCAUCUCCUCUUAUUGCUAAUCGUUGGCGUGGCCGUGGGUCGCAGUAGCGACAGUGACCAUGAACAUGCCUGGGAUGCAGACAAUGUGUAUAAAUAUUUCAUACAGAGUGAGACGAAGACGACCAUGAUCAACCCAAACCAAUGGACUUCUGGUAUUGAGUUGAAAGGCGUUCUCGACGUUCACGUGCAAACACCAAACAGGUUGCAAGCGACAAUUCCCAAGCUGCAAUAUGUUCACGUGGACGAGCAAUUGUCACAAGAUUUUGAGCCCUCUCAGCGACGGGUUGAGGAAUAUCGCGAUGUUCCGAUAUCCAAAAAACCAUUCGAGAUUAUGCUCAAGCACGGAGUGAUCCGAGAAAUGAAGGUUGAAAAGGAUGUACCUGUUUGGGAAGUAAACUUGCUGAAGAGUAUAGUGGGCCAACUGCAAGUUGACACGCAGGGCGAAAAUAGAAUAAAGAGCAAGAGCGAUCAAAUACCUGACAACGAGCAACAACCAUUCGCUUCGUAUAGAGUCAUAGAAGACUCGGUUAGUGGCAAUUGCGAGGUUCAUUACUUUAUCACACCGCUGUCCCGAGAGCUUCUUGACAGCAGGCCAGAGAUAGUACCUUUGCCGCAUCUCGACGAGAACUUUAUCGAAAUUAGAAAAACAAAGGAUUACAAAAAAUGCAAGCAGCAACAAGGCUAUCAUUACAGUCAACCUGAGUGGCCAAUUACUUGGCGUAAUACGCUUAAGACGUCUAGUUUGCUGAAUGAGAAACCUAUUUCGCACGUAUCUACAAAUCACAUGGUCCUCUCAGGCGAUCUGAAACGUUUUACUGUCCAAUCAUCUGUGACGACGAGCAACAUAUUUGUCAAACUUGGCGAAAAAGAUUCUGUCAUAGGCUCUGUUGACAGCAAAGUAAAUUUAACUUUAGUCGAAAAGAACAAAAAGGACAGCAAACUGGAAUUAUCAACGGAUCAUCUCGUAUCAACUGGAAAUCUAGUAUACAUGUACAACAAUCCGUUCUCUAAAUCCACAGAAGUCCGACCACGUUAUCCGAGUGUCAGUCGAAAUUCUCAAUCGUCCGAAAGUUCUAGCGAAGAGGCUCGUCAGUCAGUAAAAUCAGUCUUGCUAAAUGAUCAACGAGACAGCAGCAGCAGCAGCAGCAGUUUCUCCAGUAGCGAAGAGGAUGAUUUUCGUGACGCAACUUUCUUGCAAUCUACACCGCGCUUAAACGAGGCUCCCCACAAUCCAUUGUUACCUUUCUUCAUCGGCAUAAAGGGCAAGAACAUUCAGACGUCUAAAGAAAUUGACGCGGUCCAACAAGCUGCAAAUCUGGUCGUUCAAAUAACCGUGGGAAUACAAGAUCCCAAUGUCCAAAAACCUGGUUACACGUUAGAGAGGUUUACGAUCUUGCAAGAUCUUCUUCGUACAAUGAAUACUGAUCAGCUCACCGAAGUCGAAAAUGUCGCAUUCAAACUAUCCAAGUUAAAGAAUAUCACUAAAAAAGUCAAGAAUGUCCUUCGCAAAACUAUAACGCAGAUCGGAACAGGACCUGCUCUUGAGAUCAUCAAACAAUUGAUUAAAAAUAGAUCAGUCAGGGGUUUAGAAGCAGCAUUGACCGUUUCGAGAAUUCCCAAAACCGUUCGCACACCUACGGAGGAAUAUAUCAGAGAGUUUCACAAAUUGAUUUCCACACCAGAAGUGACGAACGAAGAUUUCCUGAACGUAUCUGCGCCUUUAGCACUCGCCGAAUUGAUUCAUAACGUACAACAUGACAAAAAACACUAUCCAGUACAAAGUUUUGGCCGUAUGAUUCCUCCGAGUAAUGUACUAGAGGAAUUUAUUUCAUAUUUCGCCGAACAAUUAAAAGAAGCCAUCCAUGAAAAUAAUAGUCCGCGUGUGCAGACGUACAUAUUGGCAUUGUGUUCUACCGGUCAUCCGAAGGUUAUUUCAGUUCUCGAGCCAUAUCUCGAAGGGACGCAAGGACUAACCAAAUUUCAACGUUUGAUGAUGGUUAACUCGUUAUCUCCAUUAGCCACAGACCAUCCGAAACUUGUUAGGCCCAUCGUCUUCAAACUCUAUUCUGAUUUAUAUGAGCCUGAUGAUAUACGUGUCGCCGCAUUCUACAAUCUUAUUAAGACCAAUCCAUCUCUACCUAUUAUGAUGCACAUAGCACGCCAAACUCAUCAUGAUAAAAGCAAACAAGUAAAUUCUGCCGUUACGACCACCAUACAUAGUCUCGCUAAGUUGAAGCAGUGGAAUGUACAAGAUAUUGCUAUCAAAGCUCGCAUGGUCAGAAAAUUAUUGAAUAUUAAGUACUUUGUUUUGCCGAGAGUGGGCCAUAAGAACUCUGUAGGCUAUUACGCAGACACGAUUCAUAACAAUCUUAUUCAAAAAUAUUCUCUUGAAACAAUCGCUGGCAACAGCUACUUACCCAAGUUUGCACAUAUGAAAGUAGAUGUGAAAAAUGGUAACUUAGGUAGUACCUCCUGGAAUGUAGAAUAUGCACUGUCAUCCAUUAAACAGCUUCUCCAGUAUUAUUCUCAAAAUUUAUUGGGGAACAAACGAGAAGAUCAGAGAAGAACACUCGUCGAAAAGAUUGCGCAUACGCUGAACAUAAAGUCCGAUGAUGUAGAACAAUUUGAAGGAUAUCUUUUGACUGCCACUCCAUACGAAACGCUAUUGUACCCCUUCGAUGAGAACGUUCUUCGAAAUAUUAUUACACAUUGGAAUAAUCAAGAACAUCAAUCAAACACGAGUUUUCUAUUUAAUCGCGAUAAAAUAAUCAGCUUCCCAACGGAAAGUGGUCUGCCUUUUACCUAUACAUCAAACAAACCAAUUUUGGGUCAAAUUGAAACAAGAAAUACAGAUGCAGAAAUUAAAAAGCAAUUUGAAACCGUAAAAAGUGUAUUCAAUAUAUUAUUUGCCACUAGAUCUCAGAAGAGAUUCGGUUUCAUAACACCUUUCGAGCAUCAUCAAUAUCUCGCUGGUGUGGAUAGAGAUUUUAGUGUACAGCUACCAUUAGAAUUUAGGGGUAAACAGCAACACACUGAAGACCAGACCAGCUUUGAGAUGAAAUUGAUCCCGCAAUCAAAUCAGCAAACUCAGAAAUUGAUGCACAUAAGUACUGUUCCCUUCAUCUUGCGCCACGACAUACUAAAUCUUCAACCAUUAAUACGGGGAGAUAGAAAUAUAGAAAGAGUUAUGCUCGCUAACAAGUGGCAAGGAGUCUCGCAUCAAGGAGUCCCGCAGGAAGGAGUCUCGCAUCAAGGAGUCCCGCAGGAAGGAGUCUCGCAUCACAGCACUUCGUUUGGAGCGGGUAUAUUCCAUAUCGUAACUGAAAGCGAAAUAACGGAAAGAAAGAAUGACAAUUUGAUAAGGAUGUUAACAGUUCCAUAUGAAGAUGAAGAAAUCCAUUACAAGAAGCUCGACGUAUUAAUGGAUAGCAAUGCGGCUAACUUUGGAAUACGCUUGAAUGUUGCGCACGUUCAAAGCAACAGCGAUAAUACCGCAAAUCAACAACCUGAAUCAGAGACAUUGGAAACAUUCACGGUAACUGAGAGAAAACCAAAUAGCGAAAUGAGAAGAAAGCAAUUCCUGACGGAACUCAGCAAGAGCAUUCAACCUACUACCAAUCACAUAUGGGACAUAGAUGUCGAAUACCCGACAUUACAGAAACAGAACCGCUUAGUUCUCACCUUUGGUCUGGGACACAACAGGGUGGAUGAGAAAUAUCGUAUUCUUCUCUACUCCAAUGUCCAAUCGGCGAAGGAUGGAAAUGUCGAUUAUGAAGUUGCCGGUACUGGAACGAUGAGAUUUUGGCAAAAGACUCCUCUAGAUUUCACAAGAACAUUAAAUCAUAAACCAGAAAGCACUUUAGAAUUUCUUUUACAACAAGGAAGGAAUCUUGCAAACGAAAAAGACAAAAUGCAUGUUCAUGUAACUAUGAUGCAAAGUGACAAACUGAAAAAUAUGAUAAAAGAUAGUGCAACAGUCAAGAAAUGUGAAAAUGAGAUUAAACAAGGCAACAAAGGAUUGCUCGCAUGUCAGAAGGCCAUUCAACUUGCCCAAAUGCUAGAUCAAAUGAAGCUCUCAAUACGUGACGAAUCUGAGCAGCAACAAAAUAUUGUUGAUGAAAUUUUCCGUUUGCUUAGUAGCAUAUUCACCGGAGUAGUGAAGUCAACAAACCGAAAAAAGAAUGAUAAGGACACCAUCGAUUUGGAAGCAAGAACGUCACCAGAUCGUGACGAGGUGGAUGUCUCUGUAUCUGGCUCUGACAUGGAAUUUACGAUUUCCUUACUCGGUCUUUCUAAUACACAAUCGUUAUCGCAAUUGUCAUCGGAAAUUCCAAUAAAAUUAUCGGAAUUGUCAUCGCAAUCAAAAUUACCAGAAUGGCUACGAGAAUUUAUAUCACAAUGGCUAUCGCAAGAGAUAUCGCAAUCGUCAUUGGAAUCGCUACGGGAAUUAAUAUCGAGAUUGUCAACGUCAAUGAAAUCGGCAUGGCAAGUAGUAUUGGAAUUGCUAGAAGUAUUGUCAUCAGAAAUAUCAACAAAAUGGUCUUCGGAAUUGCCAUCACUAUCAUCGACAUUCUUAUCGCUUCAGAAGCAAAUCGAAUCUAUAUUACAAGAAGAGGAACGACAUGGCACAUGUGAUAUCGACAAAAACCAGAUUGUUACUUUCGACGGUAAACUUUAUCCUCUACAAGUAACGGAAGAUUGGCAAGUGGUCAUGAUCCCUAAUUUACAAAUUAAGCCCAAAAUAGAGAACACUUUCCCGGCGGUUCUUCCAAAACAUAUGAACGUGGCUAUUCUAAUGCGAGAAAAGGAUGGCAGCAAACAAGUCCGUUUCAUCUUUAAUGACAAGGAAGUUCAAUUGCAGAAAAUGAAUGAUGAUAUGCAAGUCUUAAUUGAUGGAUCGCAAGUCAAGCUAUAUAAAAAGCAAGACAAGCCAGACAAGGGAAUCUGUGAAGAUCAUGAUCAGAACGGUGAAGUUUAUGUCCAAAUCUACGAACUACCGGACAAAUCGCUUAAGCUACAAUCUGUCGAAUAUGGAAUCAAAGCGGUAUAUGACGGAGAACGUAUGCAAAUUCAGGUGGAGGACAAAUAUUUCAAUACCGUACACGGUCUUUGCGGCACUUAUGACUCUCAGUCCGAUGAUGAUUUCGCCAGCCCUCAGAACUGUAUCGCACAGAGACCCGAAGAUUUCAUUGCCAUGUAUACUUUGACAGAGGACGGCCAACAAGGAUACACUGCAAAGAACAAAAAUAGACAGUAUCAAUGUAAACAGGAAUUCUAUCCUCGUAGUGACGUAAGGAAGAAGAGUGGAUCUUCGGUAUCCGAUAAGAGUUGGGGCUACCAUGAUAAAGACAAAAAAUAUGGAACUGAUCAGGAUUUUCCGCAUAAAGCUUCAUUGAGUUAUCACACAAUAAUGGAGGAAGACGAUAAACAGACCUGUUUCACUGUCAGACCUGUACCAGCAUGCGAUCAGGGCCGGCCUACUGAAAUAAAGUCGAAGACAUAUGGAUUAUAUUGCGCACCGAACAACGAAGCUACAGAACAAUUGAAGAACAGAAUCAAGCAAGGAGCUAAUCCGGAUUUGUCCCAUAAACCUGUCUCCAUGAAGAAGGUUUACCAAGUUCCUUUGGCUUGCCAAGCUGCAUAAUUAUUGAGUAAAUGAUCGAGCAUACUUAAUCGAAUGAAACGACUCCUUUUUGUCUUCUCUAUUAUUUUUUAGGAAACUGCAAAUAUGUUUUUUUAGUAAUUAAAGAAAUGUGAGCAAUAAUAAAGUUGAAUUUUUUCAACGUAAUAAA
This is a messenger RNA of Cataglyphis hispanica, 5929 nucleotides long. RefSeq names its product vitellogenin-1-like (gene Vg). The transcript is spliced from 7 exons. Gene Ontology annotation, biological process: lipid transport. Gene Ontology annotation, molecular function: lipid carrier activity. The record is from RefSeq and is a predicted model, not a curated record. Bases 130 to 5781 code for a protein of 1883 amino acids. Lineage: Eukaryota; Metazoa; Arthropoda; Insecta; Hymenoptera; Formicidae.